CUGUGAGCGAGGUGACAUGUACUGUACCCCGGCGCGCGGUCGGAAUACCGUGGAAUACCGUGAUUCUCAUGAGCUGACUUAUCAUAUCAUGAGCGAGCCGGGAUUCGGAUACUGAUAUGUCAUGUGGGCUGAUUUAUAUAAGGACGCGUUGAUACGCAACUUAAUCAACAGCUUACCAUGUCUCCCAGUACCUUUAGCCAGAUCGUCCUUCGCGAGCGCCCCGUCGCAGACAUUCUCCCAGAUACGUUUGAGUCCAAGACGAGGGCGUUCGAUGAACUCCAUGUCGGCAAGAGUCAAGCUCUAGUCCAAGUCACGUACCUUUCACUGGACCCUGCCAUGCGUGGAUGGAUCAGAGACGGGCGAAGCUACCUCCCUCCAGUGAAAAUCGGGCAAGUGAUGCGCUCGGGCGGACUUGGUGUCGUAGUGAGUGUGGGCGAGGGGAGCAAGUUCCAGAAGGGAGACCUAGUUUCUGGAAUGUUUGGAUGGACAGAGUAUGCAGUUAUGGAUGACAAGUCAUUGGAGAAGAUCUCGCCACCUCCGGGAUCGACGUCCAUCGACUUUUUGAACACUCUGGGCAUGACUGCAUACUUUGGCCUUCACGAUGUCGGCCAGCUGAAAACCGGUGAAACACUAGUCGUAUCCGGUGCUGCUGGUGCAGUCGGCGCCCUCGUCUGCCAGCUCGGAAAGCGGGCCGGCGCACGCGUGAUUGGCAUUGCAGGUACAAUUGACAAAUGUGCCUGGCUCGAGGGCGACUUGGGCGUAGACAAAGCGCUCAACUACAAGAGCCCUACUUUCCGUGAGGAUUUCGCAAAGGCUGUUGGGUAUUUGGACGUGUACUUUGACAACGUUGGGGGCGAGGUACUCGAAUUAGCGCUCUCAAGGUUGAAUCAAAAUGCGAGGAUUGUUUUGUGGGGUAUAUCUGCUUAUAACGAUCCACAACCCAAAGGUCUCAAGGGGUAUCUCACGCUAAUCGCGCAACGCGCCAAGAUGCAAGGUUUCGUCGUUUUCGAUUAUGCCGAGCAAUAUCCGGUGGCCGUCAAGGAGAUAGCAGCCGGACUUGCUGAUGGAUCGAUCAAAAGCAAAUUCCACAUCGUCGAUGGUCUGCAGAAUGCUCCGAGUGCGCUGCCUAUGCUCUUCUCUGGGGCAAAUGUGGGAAAGUUAGUUGUUAAAGUUUCGGAUGAGCCUUCUACGAGUCCGAAGCUGUAGACCGGGAUUCCUUCUUUGUUCGAGAUCCUGUUUUAUAUUUUGCACUCGGUACAGAGAGGUGAACCAAACUAUCCAUAAUUAUGAUUGGCUAACUUUAUUAGUAUUUGUUGUAUUCUAUGGUAUCUGGUAUACUGGUGCAAUUGUAGUUCUCCUGCCACAGCUCGCUAUAACACUGUCACUCGGCUCAACAAAUUAUAGACAUGCCAGGCGUUAACUUGAUGUACGCACUGCGGGCACGAACUUGCUGACAGGCGCAG
Suillus subaureus is the source of this 1463-nucleotide messenger RNA. RefSeq lists its product as uncharacterized. The record is from RefSeq and is a predicted model, not a curated record. Gene Ontology annotation, molecular function: oxidoreductase activity, acting on the CH-CH group of donors, NAD or NADP as acceptor. NCBI's taxonomy places the organism in Eukaryota, Fungi, Basidiomycota, Agaricomycetes, Boletales, Suillaceae. Bases 178 to 1206 code for a protein of 342 amino acids. The transcript has 9 exons.